UCGCUUGGCUUUUUUCAAAGCCUUGCUAUAACAACCUGUAAUCUGUGGACGGAGACCUCAGUUAUGCGUGUACACAGGAUGGAGUGCGCAACGUACAACAUUCAACGUUCGUGCGAACGACGAUGUGUGAAUGCGCGCCAACCAACAUCGCGAUGAUGAUGAUCAAGUGUAUCGUCUGAUGAUGUGAUUUCGGACUGACUUAAAGACCUAUAGUUUUUUCGUGCUGUUAUUGUUAACGUAACUGACGUUCACGUAAUAACUCCCACGCGGAAUCUUAUUUAAACACCAUGCAAAUAUGUCUGUGAUAUUUAGCUUUAGCUUCAAGUGAGUGGGAACGUUGGAUAAUGACAAAAAGGAAGAACAGGAACAUGAGGGCCAGAAAACAAAACGGUGAGUUGAGCAUUUGACUCAUAGAAAACUGCGACCAUGUUGGUGAGAAGAUGCUACUGCGAAGGACACUGUCCGGACGGCCAAAGGAAUGGGACCUGCGAGCUCAGGCCCGGCGGAAAGUGCUUCACCACGGCCCAGAUCGGAUAUGACGACAACGGUGACGAAUAUCCUCUCAGGUACUACGGUUGUCUUCCACCCGACGAGGGAGGCAUCAUGCAAUGCAAAGGCCAUCUCGUACCGCACGCCGAGCCCAAAUCCAUCGAAUGCUGCGACGGCUCGGACCAGUGCAACCUCCACCUCAAACCCAUGUACCCGGAACGGCCCACCCCUGACGUCCCCCAAUACGGCCCCUUCGACAGCCCCCCGUACAUAGUCCUCCUCACGUCGGUCACGUUCUGCAUAACCCUCUGCCUCAUCGUGAUAAUGAUUUGCUACUUGCGGUAUCGCAAGAAGCAAGUUUUUGUAAAUAAAGACUAUCCCGAGAAAUACCCCGCGAUGAAAAUCCACCGGCACCACCUCAUCGACGAGAAGAGCAGCGGCUCGGGCUCGGGGAUGCCGACGUUAGUGCAGAGGACGAUUUCGAAGCAAAUUCACAUGAUACGCUCGGUGGGGAAGGGUCGGUAUGGAGAGGUUUGGUUAGCGAGGUGGCGAAGCGAACGGGUGGCAGUUAAGGUGUUUUUCACAACGGAGGAGCAGUCCUGGUUUAGGGAAACGGAAAUUUACCAAACUGUGUUAAUGAGGCACGAUAAUAUACUAGGGUUCAUUGCGGCCGAUAUUAAGGGGACGGGGUCCUGGACGCAGAUGUUGCUGAUUACGGAUUAUCACGAAAAUGGCUCGCUGUUUGAUUAUCUGCAAGACCAUGUCUUGGACACGAAUUCGCUGCUCACCAUGGUCUUGAGUAUUGCGAGAGGGUUGGCACAUCUGCAUACGGAGAUAUUCGGCACCAGAGGCAAGCCGGCGAUCGCCCACCGCGACAUCAAGAGCAAGAACAUCCUGGUGAAGUCGAACCUGGAGUGCUGCAUCGCCGACUUCGGCCUCGCCGUGAAGUACUUCAGCGACACGAACGAGCUGGACGACCCCCGGGGGGCGAGCCUGGUGAGCACCCGCAGCGGCACGCGCCGCUACAUGGCCCCCGAGAUCCUCGACAACAGCAUCAACGUUCGCAGCUUCGAGGCGCAGAAAAUGGCCGACAUGUACGCCUUCGGUUUGGUGUUGUGGGAGAUGUCGAGACGUUGCAUAACCGGUGAUAAGAUCACCACAGCGGACGAUUACCAAGUGCCAUAUUAUGACUGUGUGUCGAGUGAUCCCGGUUUCGAGGAGAUGAUGCAGGUCGUUUGUGUGAAGAACAUGAGGCCGCACAUUCCCAUGCGCUGGGAGUCGGAGUACGUGCUGAAGACGCUCUCCAAAGUGAUGCAGGAGUGCUGGCACGCCAACCCCUCCGUGCGGCUGACGGCCUUGCGCGUGAAGAAGAGCCUGUCCAAGCUGGACACAGACUCGUGCAUCAAAAUCGUCUAGGUGUUCAGGAUGUAAUCUCCAAAGUAGGGUCGUAUGUUAUUACGUAACAAUUGUAGGACAUAAAUUAUUUUGAUACACCCACAAUGUGACGUGCCACUGAUACACUCGGGUUGCGAAAAAAGGGAUUUUUUCACUUUGAGUGUAACUAGGACGAUAAUUGUUGAAAUUAACAUACAAUCCCACCGAUAAGUAACAAAUUGUACAUAGGAGUAAGUAAGUUUUGUAAAUAGUACCUUUAAGUGAAGAUAUCUGUAAGAAUUCAAAGUACCUAUACAUUCACAUAUGAGUCUUUACGACAAUAUUCAACCAGCAAACGCAGAUGCAACGAUUUUUCUUGGACGAGGUUUGCCAUAACAGGUGAUUCGAAUUCACAAUUUCCUAUCAGUAGUGCCAUUUUUGUAAAUCCGGUUGAAUUUGAGUGAAAAGUUGUUGUGUCUGGAUUGGUGUUCAAAGACAAUCGUCACUUUGGGUAUUUAUAGUAUCUUGAUUUCAGACACUUGUUAAAAUUGCACGAAAUUCAAAUUAAGUUCAAAUUUGCUCAAAACGAUUUGUUUAUAUUCAAGUGCAAUGGAAUUGUUUUUUUAUUUUACUGUAAAUACAUUUUCUUCCUUUUCCGUUUCGUUUUCUUCCCUGAGAAAUAUAGGCCGUGUGACUGUAGUAUUGUGCAUUUAUGUUUGUAAAUAUACGUUAUCUUUUGUAAUAAUGUGAAGUAUCUAAAUUGUUUUUUGGAUGUGCAGUAAUAUUGCAAGACUGAUAUAUUUUGAAUGUGUAUACAAAAUAACAUGUAAUAAAUAGUUUAUAGAAA
This is a messenger RNA of Tribolium castaneum (red flour beetle), 2710 nucleotides long. RefSeq names its product thickveins (gene tkv). Bases 427 to 1905 code for a protein of 492 amino acids. Gene Ontology annotation, cellular component: plasma membrane; signaling receptor complex. The transcript is spliced from 5 exons. Lineage: Eukaryota; Metazoa; Arthropoda; Insecta; Coleoptera; Tenebrionidae. The record is from RefSeq and is a predicted model, not a curated record. Gene Ontology annotation, biological process: BMP signaling pathway; cellular response to growth factor stimulus; dorsal/ventral pattern formation. Gene Ontology annotation, molecular function: transforming growth factor beta receptor activity, type I; ATP binding; SMAD binding.